AAAAUGUUUUUUAUUAAUUUCAAUUAUUUUUAUUUUUCUGUUAAUAUUUUUAUUGGUUUAUUUGGAUUAGUUGUUAUACAAUUAAUGAAUUCUAAAAUGGCUACAGCUUUAUAUAAGGUUGUUUAUGUGACAGUUCCAUCGACAGAAGUUGGUAAAAAUAUUGCAAAAGAAAUUAUUCAAAAAAGGUUAGCUGCUUGUGUAAAUAUUGUUCCUCAUUUAACAAGCAUUUAUGAAUGGAAAGGAAAAAUUGAGGAAGAAAGUGAAUCUUUAUUAAUAAUUAAAACGGAAGCAGAUCGUUUAGUUCAAUUGGAAGAAAUUGUGAAUAAAAUACAUCCUUAUGAUGUGCCUGAAUUUAUUGUUUUACCUAUUGAAAAAGGAAGUGAGCCAUAUUUAAAAUGGAUAUAUAAACAAACGAGAAAUGAAAUUGAGAAUGUUGAAGACAAAUAA
Meloidogyne enterolobii is the source of this 447-nucleotide messenger RNA. The record is from the annotation of a GenBank genome assembly. Lineage: Eukaryota; Metazoa; Nematoda; Chromadorea; Rhabditida; Meloidogynidae.